Messenger RNA from Drosophila obscura, 993 nucleotides. RefSeq names its product barH-like 1 homeobox protein. The transcript is spliced from 3 exons. Gene Ontology annotation, molecular function: DNA-binding transcription factor activity, RNA polymerase II-specific; RNA polymerase II cis-regulatory region sequence-specific DNA binding. The coding region runs from base 50 to 889 and encodes 279 amino acids. Gene Ontology annotation, biological process: regulation of transcription by RNA polymerase II; animal organ development. Gene Ontology annotation, cellular component: nucleus. Lineage: Eukaryota; Metazoa; Arthropoda; Insecta; Diptera; Drosophilidae. The record is from RefSeq and is a predicted model, not a curated record.
AACGGUACAGGAAACCGCAACCUGAAACCUGAAAAAAGCUAAAACCAAAAUGCAAAGUUCGAAAUCGUUUUUAAUACGCGACCUGCUGGGAGACCUGAUCAAUCGGCGGCAAACGGCGGAUUCGGACAUCGAACUCUCCAACGAUGAUUCGGACAUUGAUAUCGAGGAUCGUUCCACUCCGGACUCAACGGCUCACGGCUGCCAGCAGGAUCUGCUGCUGUCCCAUCACCAUUUUCACCACAACGACGACUCCAGCGUGGAGUCUUGCGGCACGGCCACACCGGGUCCGGGCUCGGGCUCGGGCGUUGGCGUGAGUGCGGGUCUGAGUGCCGCAGCUGCAGCGGCGGGCGUGGCAGCCGGCCUACUGGCAGCGGCGGCCAGCGGUGCCAGCAGCAGCGAUCCAGCCGCUGGUGGCGGCGGCGGCAGCAGCAGCUACGCGGAUCACAAGCUACAGAUGAGCAAGAGCGGACGCAAGCCGAGGCGGCGACGCACGGCCUUCACCCACGCCCAGCUGGCGUAUUUGGAGCGAAAGUUUCGGUGCCAGAAGUACCUCAGCGUGGCCGAUCGCAGCGAUGUGGCCGAGACGCUAAAUCUGUCCGAAACGCAGGUGAAGACCUGGUACCAGAAUCGACGCACCAAAUGGAAGCGACAGAACCAGCUGCGUCUGGAGCAGUUGCGCCACCAGGCCACGCUCGAGAAGGACUUUGGUGUGCCCGAGGGCGGUGGUGGUGGCGGGGGCUUGGGCUGCUGCCCCAGCGGCUUGAGCAGCUCGUUCAGUGCCGCUGCUGCCGCGGCUGCUGCGGCCAGCAAUCCGUGCAACUUCUUGACCUCCGCCGCAGCGGCGGCAAUAUUCCGGAAUGUGAGCUAUGUGCACGGCUGCCCCAUGUAGAGAGGCCCCAAACAAUCUGAUACCCAGAUAACCAGUGGCCUAUUUGUAUAUAUAUAUUAUGGGAAAUUUAAAAAUGGUUCUUGUGCAAUAACAAAUCCCAAUGU